AUGAAGAUCCCCAGUGCUCUUAUUGUUCUCAUUGACUUGGCGAUGGCCGCCAGUAAUGUCAAUAUCACGGAUCAUAUCGCUAUCACGGUACCCAGCUCAGAGCCGCCUUUUGCCAAACUAGUGGAUCAGGCCAUGGCAUCCUUUUCGCUAGAGUUUCAAUUCUGGCCCACUUAUGCGGGAAAUGCGACAGGUCAGCCGAACCAUUAUGUGAACCAACUGUUUAGCAACCUGGCCCAGAGAACGGGGAAAACGCCGGCUGUGCGUGUCGGGGGUCACGAAAACACUGCCUACGUUGAUACUUCAUUUCAGUUAUGGAAUUCUAGCCAGCUGAAGGAAGUCCACGGGCCUUUUAUCAACCGCGCCAAUACCACCAUUGGUCAGGACUGGUAUGUCCUUGCGGGAAAUCUCCCCGCCGGGACUGAAUUCACGUUUGGCUUAAACCUAUACGACCAGUCUGAAGUUGCCAGCCAGGCAAAGAUGUUGGCAGACGCUUUCCAGGGCUCCCGUGCUCAUCUCACAAAGGACGUAACCCUCAAGUUUAUCCAGGUUGGCAACGAGCCGAACUUCUACUUUCCUACCGCGGCCGAAUAUGUAGCACACUGGAAGCCUCUUGCUCAGGCGGCUCUACAGAAUAUCAAAAUGGGCCAUGAAGGCCAACCCACUUUCUGGAUCGGGUCCGAGUAUAUCUACGACGAAGGGUUUCUGUUAACGGGGGCGCUCGAAGCAGGUAUCUUGGAUAACCACGAGAUUUUUCAUGCAAAUCAUGUCCUUGACGAGCAUCAGUACUCUGGUGCCAUGGGCCUAGGCGCAAUUCCUGGUGGCCCGCCCCCUGGGUCCUUGAUGAACAAAUUGUCUAUUCGGGGUAAUCUAUCUACGGUUUGUAAUGGAAUGCUAAACACGCAGAGCUACAAAAAAGCAUAUUACUUGGUAAUAAUGGUCUCCCUUCUUGAAUCACGCAUGUGCAGUGUGGCUAAUAUAUGUAAUGGUCUAUAG
This is a messenger RNA of Penicillium riverlandense, 993 nucleotides long. RefSeq lists its product as uncharacterized. Bases 1 to 993 code for a protein of 330 amino acids. The record is from RefSeq and is a predicted model, not a curated record. The transcript is spliced from 2 exons. Lineage: Eukaryota; Fungi; Ascomycota; Eurotiomycetes; Eurotiales; Aspergillaceae.